Aspergillus steynii IBT 23096 is the source of this 1927-nucleotide messenger RNA. RefSeq names its product carotenoid oxygenase family protein. NCBI's taxonomy places the organism in Eukaryota, Fungi, Ascomycota, Eurotiomycetes, Eurotiales, Aspergillaceae. Gene Ontology annotation, molecular function: carotenoid dioxygenase activity. The record is from RefSeq and is a predicted model, not a curated record. Bases 178 to 1848 code for a protein of 556 amino acids. The transcript has 2 exons. Gene Ontology annotation, biological process: carotene catabolic process.
CUUUCCCUUUCGUCAUCGGCCCCAACUCAUGGCCUAUUCCUGAUUAUCAUAUCAGAGCUUAACUUCGUUUGCAUGGCUCACCCUGUCAGGUGACCACGUCUAUAUAGGCAGCUAGCUAUCUUUCCCAUCCUCUCCUUCUCGAGCCAUUUCCAUUAUUCAAUUUCAUCAAACACGAAAAUGACACCUUCACUCGUUGAUACUGGUCUUCAGGAGCAUUUCAACGACUGGCCAAAUGAAAUCGGGUUUGACGCAAACCAUGAAGAGCGGACUCCUGUUGAGCUUCAUGUCAGUGGCUGCUUUCCGGCAUACACGGCCGGUAUCCUCUAUCGUACAGGACCGGGAAGGUCGUCUGUUGAUACAGACCAAGGAGACACAUUUACAGUAUCCCACUGGUUCGACGGAUUCAGUCAGACUCAUAGAUUUCAAAUCCUGGUUGAAGAUGGCCAUUCCAACUCUGCACGGGUGUUGUUCAACUCACGCUUUUCCACAGACCAUCUGAUCGAGGAAGUUCGACGGUCGGGGUCGAUGGAAAAGCUCAGCUUCGCGCAGAAUCAAGACCCAUGCAAGACUAUUUUCCAGAAGGCUCAAACCACUUAUGAGCCAAGUGACCCUUCAAUGCAGAAUAUCGGGGUAACUCUGUCGGUCAACAUGCCGGGUCUUGAUGGACCCUAUACUCAGCCGAAUGGAGAGGUUCGAGGCCGGUGGACUGGCUCCUCGGACAUCAGGACUCUAUAUGCAAAGACUGACUCGACCAGCUUCAAAAGGCUUGAUCCGGUGACUCUAGAGCCAAUUGGUCUGGUCUCACAGAAAAGCUUGCACCCUGAUCUGGACGGGUAUUUUUCUGCGUCUCAUGCUCGAUCCGACCCAGUCACGGGCGACAUGUUCAACUUCAAUCUCACAGUUGGUCAAACUUCGACCUACCGUAUCUUCCGUGUAUCUGCUUCCACCGGAAAGACCACAAUCCUUGCAACCUUCUCAGGAGUUCCUGCCUACAUUCACUCUCUCCUCUUAACCGAAAACUACGCCCUUUUCUGUGUCUGGAACUCGCAUAUAUCCCCGGUCAAGGUCAAACACAGCUUUGUGGAUGCGAUUCUACCAUACGAUACAUCCAAGCCUGCAACAUGGUACGUCGUGGAUCGUCAAGGAGACAAAGGCCUUGUCGCAACGUAUGAAAGCCGCGCGUUCUUCUGCUUUCACACAGUCAACGCAUGGGAGGAGUCUUCUCCAACCGACUCUUCCAAAAAUGAUAUCGUGGCGGAUCUUAUCACGUACGACAACCUAGAUUUUAUUCAUCAGGUACUCUAUGAGAACAUCGUAUCAACCUCUCCCAAGGCCAAAGAGCGCGUCCUCUCAACGCAAGAUCGCGAUCGUGGAGCGAUCACCCGAUUCCGCUUCCCGCUCAUUCUAUCCACCCCCAGCUCGCAGAUACACUCGGCAACCGUGGAAUGGAACGCAUGCAGAGAGCUUUCUCCAGAUCUACCGAUCGUAAAUCCCACUUGUGUUACUCGCAAACAUCGAUACUCAUACAUGAUUGUGAAUCGAGGCAAGUCGACUUUUUUUGACGGCAUUGUGAAAUUCGACGCCGAAACGAAACAAACCCUGCUGUGGUCCCAUCAUGCCCAAUCUCCGGGUGAACCUAUAUUUGUGGCUGACCCGGACGGUUCGAGCGAGGACGAUGGCGUUCUUUUGAGCGUGGUGCUCAAUGGGAGGACGGGCAAAAGCUAUCUUCUGUGUCUGGAUGCCCAUGACCUGUCGGAGGUGGGCAGGGCUGAUGUCAAUGGCCCGGUGGCGUUUGGGUUCCACGGUCAACAUGUUCCAGCCCAUGGGGUCCCAACGGGUGAUUACUGAUUUUGUUUGCGAAUGCUGAUAAGCUCUUGGUUAUUGUUCAUAAGUUGACCGAAUUUGAGAAGUCCAUUAGUAUGAUCCG